Mobula hypostoma (lesser devil ray) is the source of this 378-nucleotide messenger RNA. Its product is annotated as alpha-tectorin-like. The record is from RefSeq and is a predicted model, not a curated record. NCBI's taxonomy places the organism in Eukaryota, Metazoa, Chordata, Chondrichthyes, Myliobatiformes, Myliobatidae. Gene Ontology annotation, biological process: cell-matrix adhesion. The transcript is spliced from 3 exons. Bases 1 to 378 code for a protein of 125 amino acids.
AUGGAAAAGGUUUUCGGGACGUUUCGUACCGAAACCCUUUAUCAGGACAUCAUGAACAGUUUCCAGGCGGUCCUGAUUACCGAUGGGUUACAAUCAUUUAUCAUCUUUAACUACGGGAAUAUUGAAUGGACUACCGGGACAGCGAGUGGUGGCAACCCGUUGACCGGACUUGGCGGGACCCCAGCACAGGCUGGCUUCAACAGUGGGGACUCCACGAGAUUCUUCACGAUUCCUGGGUCCCAGACGUCAGAGAUCAUCGGUAUCGAGACAACCAGCAACGUGGACGAACCUGGUCGGUGGGUCUUCAGGACGGAUACAUUCGAAGCACUCGGGGGUUGUAUAUAUAAUGGUGAGGAAUAUUCAAUUAAAUUAGUGUGA